AUGAUGGCAGAGGGCGAGCAGCUUUAUAGACAGCUUUCAGACACAAGUCUCCUUUCCAAUGCGGAAACCCUCACAAUAUACAAAUCUGAGGAUGAGUUUUCCAGAAAGGUGAACAAAUUUAUUCAUUCUCACGCCCUCACACAAUCUUUGAGGGAUGAUCCACGUUUUGAAGAAUCACGGCCACAUUUGCAAAUUCCAGCAGAAAUGAAAGUGCACAGUCUUACCAGUGGUACCCUAGCUGGUUCAAAUAAAAUUGUCGUGCCGCCCUAUGUGUGGAAUGAAGCAGGCGGUAAAAGCCUUGUCUCGAUAUUCUACCUUGGCUCAGAUGUAGCUGGCCAUCCCGGCAUAGUCCACGGAGGCUUGCUUGCGACGCUAUUGGAUGAGGGCCUUGCAAGAUGUUGUUUCCCUGCUCUCCCCAACAAAAUCGGUUUGACCGCUAGUUUGAAUAUUGAUUACCGUCGCCCCGCGAUGGCUGAGGCGUAUUUUGUUCUGCGCGCGACAACUGUGAGAGUAGAAGGGAGGAAAGCUUGGGUCGAAGGACGGAUCGAAACACUUCCAGAAGCAGGAGAGGAGCCAAGAGUCCUUGUUGAGGCAAAGGCUUUGUUUGUAGAGCCAAAGAAUGCAGCAGUACGCACCCCCGUCUAA
Molecule: messenger RNA, 645 nt
Organism: Ophidiomyces ophidiicola
Lineage: Eukaryota; Fungi; Ascomycota; Eurotiomycetes; Onygenales; Onygenaceae
Exons: 1
Coding region: 1-645 (214 amino acids)
Source: RefSeq, a predicted model, not a curated record